AAAAACUAUUUUAAAACCUUAGUUAGUGUCACAGCUGUCACUAAUUCAUAAAAAAGUAUUUAUGAAUGGUAAAAAAAAAGUAGGUGAUAUUGACGCCUUACAAAUGAAUACCUUCGAAGCAUCAGAACAACAUACAAAAAACAAAUUAACAGAAACGAGCGUAUCCACGGAUGGAGAGCAAGAAUCACAAGCUACUAUUAUAAAGCCAAAAAGAACAUAUAGAAAACGCGGUAAAAAUGAUCAAGGUUUUAACAAAGUAUGUGAAGAAAACGAUCAAUCAAUAAAAGUCAGGAGUGGAGGAAUCAAUAAAAGUAAAAAAAAUAAUUCAAUCGUUCUAUUGGAAAAUAACAAUUUACCUGAAAAUGAAAUAGUAGGUGAACGUCGUAAAGAAUUGACAUUAUGGGAUUUGGUUAUGAAGAAAGGCCGGUCUUCAAAAACAUCGAAGGAUAAGCAAGAAAAGACUUGUGAACAAGAUUUGUCCUUGUAUGAUGCAACACAAGACAUUGGUUUGUUUAGUAACGUUAUGUCAAAAGCUUGUACAAAAUCUUUUGAGACACACCCAAUGGAAACGUUGCAGGAUCUUUUCGGUCCCAAUAACCAAUCACUUACGCAAAACGACUAUAUUGAAACCCCGAAAUCAAUAGGAACGUCUAAAAAAAAAGAGUUGCAAGAAUCACUACGUCUUGACGAAGAUGGCAACUUAUUAUUAGAUGAUGCUUUAUUUUUUAACAAAGCAGAUAAUUCCAUGUCCAACUUUCUUAUGGAAGGACGUAUGGUUGUUUCAGAAAAUUAUACGGAAGGACACAGAACACUUCCUUUUUCUGGAGCUUAUAAACGAACGAAAGCAAGCAAAUGGACUACUAGUGACGAGGAAACGUUUUAUAAAGCUUUAGCAACCUUUGGACUUGACCUUAUGAUGGUAGGCACAUGGCUUCCUCAUUUUUCUUCUCGACAAAUUAAAGAUAAAUACCGCACAGAAGAAAAAAAAAAUUUAAAACGAAUCGAAGACGCUUUACAAAAAAGGGACGUUAUUACAGUAAAUAAUUUUGAGAUGUUGCACGGUCAAAUCGACGAACGAACUCAUUUUAAACCGGAGAACGAUUCUGACAAUGCAUACUCUACUGCUAAUUCACAAGAAGCGGACAAUGCGAAAAGUUCACCAGUGACCUGUAAAUCAAGCUUUGACGAUUUAUUUCAAUUAAGUGACACCACGAAAAUGGUGGAGCAUAAUGAAACAGAAUUUUUCGAUGUUUUCGAUUAUUCUUAA
Messenger RNA from Hylaeus volcanicus, 1267 nucleotides. RefSeq lists its product as uncharacterized. Gene Ontology annotation, molecular function: TFIIIC-class transcription factor complex binding. The record is from RefSeq and is a predicted model, not a curated record. Lineage: Eukaryota; Metazoa; Arthropoda; Insecta; Hymenoptera; Colletidae. Bases 62 to 1267 code for a protein of 401 amino acids. Gene Ontology annotation, cellular component: transcription factor TFIIIB complex. Gene Ontology annotation, biological process: RNA polymerase III preinitiation complex assembly. The transcript has 8 exons.